Cuscuta europaea is the source of this 1862-nucleotide messenger RNA. Lineage: Eukaryota; Viridiplantae; Streptophyta; Magnoliopsida; Solanales; Convolvulaceae. The record is from the annotation of a GenBank genome assembly.
CUCCUUUCAAAAAAAAUGUUGCAAACACCACCAAAUUCAGACACUAUUAUAUUGUAGAAGACUUUCUCAAGAUUCUCAAUCAAUAAACUUUUAUAGCUCUGACGUAUCAACAAUUGCUAGUUUACAACAGCCAUGAACCUCAGCAACUCCACAGUCGCCGCCGGCGAGGAUUCUCCGGAGCACAUCGUCGGUGUUUGGUUUUCCGUGCCGGAACUCAGGCUUCGCGACCACAGAUUCACCGUUCCUCUCGACCAUUCAAGAGAUUCCUGUGCUUCCCCUACCAUCUCUAUUUUUGCUCGCGAGGUCGUUGCUGCUGGAAAGGAAGAAUUUUCUCUACCAUAUUUGGUCUACUUGCAAGGUGGUCCAGGGUUUGAAUGUCCACGGCUAACUGAAUCCAGUGGAUGGAUAAGUAAAGCUUGUGAAGAAUUUCGUGUGAUUUUAAUGGAUCAGCGGGGAACAGGCUUAUCCACGCCCUUGACAACAUCAUCUAUGUCACAAAUGAACUCUGCUGAAGAAUUAGCCAAUUACUUGAAGCACUUUCGAGCUGAUAGCAUAGUAUAUGAUGCCGAGUUUAUCCGAAAAUGCAUUGUUCCUGAUGCUGGACCUUGGACAGUCUUAGGCCAGAGCUUUGGGGGAUUUUGUGCAGUCACUUAUCUGAGCUUUGCUCCACAAGGACUGAAACAAGUUCUAAUAACAGGUGGACUCCCUCCAAUCCAAAAUGGGUGCACCGCUUACCGUGUAUACAAAGCAGGCUUUGAGCAACUCAUUCUUCAGAAUGAAAAAUACUACAAGAGGUUUCCUCAGGAUAUUGAAAUUGUUCAAGAUGCUGUAAAUCACUUGGCAGAAUAUGAAGGAGGAGGGGUGCCCCUUCCUUCAGGUGGCAUUUUAACACCCAGAGGAAUACAAUUGCUCGGUCUCUCAGGUUUAGGAUCCAGUACUGGUUUUGAACGCUUGCACUACAUGUUUGAGCGUGUUUGGGAUCCUAUAAUAGCUCCAGGAACAAAAAGGAAAAUCAGCUCCUGCUUCUUAAAUGCUUAUGAAAGAUGGCUGACAUUCGAUACAAAUCCUUUAUAUGCAAUAUUGCACGAGCCUAUAUAUUCCCAGGGUAGUGCAUCACAGUGGUCUGCUCACAGAACUAGAGCUGAAACUGGGAGCAAAUUUGAUGCAAUUAUGGCGGCUAAAGAAGGUCGCCCUGUGUUUUUCACUGGAGAGAUGAUAUUUCCUUGGUUAUUUGAUGAAAUUCAUGCCUUGAGGCCAUUCAAAGAAGUUGCUGAGUUGUUGGCAGAGAAGAAAGAUUGGCCUCCACUCUAUGACAUUCCUACAUUGAACAAAAACAAGGUACCCGUCGCAGCAGCUGUUUAUUAUGAAGACAUGUAUGUCAACUUCAAGUUGUCAGUGGAGACAGCUUCUGAGAUAGAGGGGAUUAGGCUGUGGGUUACAAACGAAUACAUGCACUCAGGCCUAAGAGAUGCAGGAGGUCGCGUUUUGGAACACUUAUUAGGUAUGCUUAAUGGAAAUAAACCCUUGUUUUAAACCUUCCAUCUCUUUUCACAUAUCACCACCACCGAAAGGCUUUAGGUACUGGUGAGGUAUUUUGUAUUGAAAGUAAGAAAUCAUCAUAAUUGAUGGGUUCAAAAUAGAAGAUACUCAGUGCAGCUCUUUAUCGUGGGCGAUAAAUGUUCCUAUGCUGACAUACUUCGGUUUUGGAGGGAAAAUGUUGUUAUCAAAUGUUCCUUCAGUCCCAAAUUAUAAGGGCUGUUCCGUCUGUCCCAAAUUAUAAGAGCCGUUUCUGGUUUUAAGGCUUGACUGGAGUUUAAGUUAAUUUUCUCACUGUAACAUUUUAUCUAGUACAUUACACUGAA